Medicago truncatula (barrel medic) is the source of this 675-nucleotide messenger RNA. Its product is annotated as transcription factor DIVARICATA. Gene Ontology annotation, molecular function: DNA binding. Lineage: Eukaryota; Viridiplantae; Streptophyta; Magnoliopsida; Fabales; Fabaceae. The record is from RefSeq and is a predicted model, not a curated record. The transcript is spliced from 2 exons. Bases 1 to 675 code for a protein of 224 amino acids.
AUGUAUCAAUCUUCAUACCAGCAUAUGAACGACCCAAAUAAUGAUGGAAAAUCAAAGGAAUGGACAUGGGAUGAAAAUAAAAUCUUUGAGACAAUUCUCUUUGAAUAUCUUGAAGAAGUACAAGAAGGUCGAUGGGAAAAUAUUGGUCUUGUUUGCGGUCGAUCAUCAACCGAAGUAAAAGAACAUUAUGAGACAUUGUUGCAUGACUUAGCACUCAUUGAGGAAGGUCUUGUCGAUUUUUCAACAAACUCUGAUGAUUUUAUUAUUUCAAAAGCUUCAACCGAUGAGAACAAAGCUCCUCCAACUAAGAAUAAGACUAAGAAAGUGGUCAGGGUGAAACAUUGGACUGAAGAAGAACACAGGUUAUUUUUAGAGGGGAUCGAGAUUCAUGGGAAGGGAAAGUGGAAACUGAUUUCACAACAUGUUCGUACAAGAACUGCAAGUCAAGUUGCUAGCCAUGCUCAAAAGCAUUUCCUUCACCAAUUAGAUGGUACAUCAAAAAAGACUUAUAAAAAAAGAAGCAACUUCUACAUUACCUCAUUGAAGGGAAAUUCCAAACCUCUUCUCAAUAAGGACAACAUUCCAUCUCCUUCUACCUCAUGGGAUGGAAAUUUCCACCCUCUUCUCUAUAAGGACAACUAUGUUCCAGCUCUUCCUUCUCCUCAUCUGAAUUAA